AUGGGGGCGCUGCUGGCGCUCUGCCUCCUACUGGGUUGGCUGCGCUGGGGCCCCGCUGGGGCACAGCAGGACGGGGAGUACUGCCAUGGCUGGGUGGACGCGCAAGGCAACUACCACGAGGGUUUCCAGUGCCCAGAGGGCUUCGACACCCUGGAUGCCACCAUCUGCUGCGGCUCCUGCGCCCUGCGCUACUGCUGCGCUGCUGCCGACGCCAGACUCGAUCAAGGGGGUUGCACUAACGACCGCGGAGAGCUGGAACACCCGGGCAUCACAGCGCAACCAGUCUAUGUGCCAUUCCUGAUUGUGGGUUCCAUCUUCAUCGCCUUCAUUAUCCUGGGCUCCUUGGUGGCUAUUUACUGCUGUACCUGCUUGAGACCUAAACAAACAUCUCAGCAGCCUAUUCGGUUCUCACUUCGAAGUUACCAGAACGAGACCCUCCCCAUGAUUCUGACCUCUACGAACCUCAGGACACCCUCAAGGCAGUCCAGCACUGCCACCAGUUCCAGCUCCACUGGAGGCUCCAUUCGAAGAUUUUCUUUUGCCAGAGCCGAGUCUGGCUGCCUGGUGCCCUCACCUCCUCCACCAUACACCUCGGGCUGCUUACAGACAGGUCAUUCGAUCCACCUGACCCAACCAUCUGGGUUCCUGGUGUCACCACAAUAUUUUGCCUAUCCUCUCCAGCAGGAGCCAACGCUUCCUGGGAAAAGCUGCUCGGACUUCAGCCCCAGCUGAUCUGAGCCAGGCUGCAGAGGGAAGGACAAGGGGAGUGGCUCUGACUUUUGCUCAUGUUCAUGCUUACUUAGAUGAUUGUUCUGGGCCAUCAGAACAUCAUGGAGAAGAGAAAUAUUUCUUUUCUAGAAUUAACAUGUUCUCUCAUUUGGAUCACACAAAGUGGAUGCUUUAGGUAAUUGCUUUUUGCCUUUUUUUUUUUUUAAAGUUGAUCUCUACAUUUCAAUUUGAUAUCUUUACUCACAAAAUUGCCACAACUAGAAGCUGAAAGCAGCAUUCCAUUCGAAACAUUUCACUGGUCAACUCAAAACAUUCUUUGUAUAAGCGAUAUUAGAAGUUACUCUUUUAAGCUUGAGUGGCUAAUUUAAUGAUAAUGGAAAAGGCAGUUCCUGAUUAGAGUUAUCAGAUAUUCAUUUUUAUAAAAACCUUAAUCACACCUUAAUAAACUAAGGGAACCCUGAACAUCUCGGGACAGUAUUUAAGGGUGUUGAAGUAAUUAUUGUAUUAAUAAUCACACAAUUAAAAAUCCUUGCUUUUCAGAAGACAAGAUGUGAAAAAUUCCAAAUUUAAUAAGCAAUUUUCAAUUUUAGGCAAAUCCUAAUGAAACU
Gracilinanus agilis (Agile Gracile Mouse Opossum) is the source of this 1337-nucleotide messenger RNA. RefSeq names its product shisa family member 3 (gene SHISA3). The record is from RefSeq and is a predicted model, not a curated record. NCBI's taxonomy places the organism in Eukaryota, Metazoa, Chordata, Mammalia, Didelphimorphia, Didelphidae. The transcript is spliced from 2 exons. Bases 1 to 732 code for a protein of 243 amino acids.